This is a messenger RNA of Cladocopium goreaui, 4131 nucleotides long. The record is from the annotation of a GenBank genome assembly. Lineage: Eukaryota; Dinophyceae; Suessiales; Symbiodiniaceae.
AUGCGUCGCUUUGAUUCUUGCCCUGCCCUGCUGCUAGUUGCCGUAUUCUUGCUCACGCCCGCCACUUGGGCCGAGGAGGUCAACGACUCUGAAUAUCAACGCAACUGGCCGCACUGGCGUGGCCCACAGGCCAACGGAGUCGCCCCGCUUGCCGAUCCGCCGGUCGAGUGGAGCGAGGACAAGAAUAUCAAGUGGAAGGUCGAAUUGCCUGGGCGGGGAACAUCAUCGCCCAUCAUCUGGAACGACAAGGUUUUCGUUCUCACGGCAAUCAAGACCGACCGAGAAGGCGAACCACCCGCGACACCCGAUACGAGGGGACCGGAAGAUCAUCCCCAGUUCAACCCGUUCAAGAUUGAACCGCCUUCGCACUUUCACCAGUUCGUGGUGAUGUGCCUCGACCGAGAGACAGGCGAGGUACUUUGGAAAGACUUGGCCCGUGAAGCGGUGCCGCACGAAGGUUUCCACAAUGAUCAUGGGUACGCUUCCGGUUCGCCUACCACCGAUGGCCGCUACCUGUAUGCCUCAUUCGGUUCUCACGGUGUUUACUGCUACGACCUGGAAGGGAAUCGCCAGUGGGAGCAGGACCUGGGCGACAUGCGCACCCGCUUCAGCUUUGGUGAGGCCAGCACCCCGGUACUGCACGACGACACGCUGAUCAUCAUUUGGGAUCAGGAAGAACAAUCGAAGAUCUUCGCGCUCGAUGCGGCCACGGGGGAAACUCGCUGGGAGAAAGAUCGCGACGAACCCAGCAAUUGGUCGACCCCGCUGAUUGUCGAACACGAUGGUACCUGGCAAGUCAUCACCAACGGUACGAAUCGCGUUCGCAGCUACGACCUAAGCUCGGGCGAGCUGCUGUGGGAGUGUGGCGGACAAACGCAGAACGCUAUUCCCUCGCCGGUCAGUACCCAAGGGCUGGUGUUCUGCAUGAGCAAUCGUGGAGGCAACGCCGUAGUGGCAAUGCCGCUGGAUGCCAAGGGUGACAUUACCGAGACCGAGCAUGUCGCCUGGAGCCGCGAUAAGGGAGCCCCCUAUGUUCCCUCGCCCUUGCUGUACGGCGACCGGCUUUACAUGACCUCUUCGAAUCGGGCAAUCUUGUCCUGCCUCGAUGCAGCGACCGGUGAACCACUAAUGGACCAAACUCGCUUACAAGAUGUGCGAGCAUUUUAUGCUUCGCCUGUGGGGGCAGCCGACCGACUUUAUUUGAUGGGCCGUGAGGGAACUUGCCUGGUGCUGAAGAACUCCCCCGAGCUUGAAGUACUGUCCACCAAUGAGCUAGACGACCCCAUCGACGCCACCCCCGCGGUGGCCGGCCGUCAACUCUUUCUCCGUUCCGCAGAUCACUUGUACUGCAUCGAAGGGGCUAUCGACUCUCGGAACAUCGAUUGGAGGCUACCUUCUCACGAUCCGUUCGUGGGUUCGGCCGCCGUGGCUGCACAUGCUUGCAAUGACUCGGCAUGCGAACCGUUCCCGUUCUUUUCUAACCUCAUUCGAGGAAGAGCUAUUCGGAACAAGUGGGAGGCAACUAUGAAAAGGCACGGGACAUUACGCGCAGAGAAACUGGAGAACCGAGAACUUCUGGCCGCGAACUUCGGCAGCGAUAUGGCCGAACAAAUGGCUGCGUUCCAGGCGCAGUUGCAAGCAUUUCAGGCGCAAAUGCGGCAAGUACAGUUCGAGGCGCCGCGACACCAAAGUCCAACCCAGUCGGCCAGCAUCGACGGUUCGGGUAACAAUCUUGCCAACCCCUUAUGGGGUAGCACCGACGAGAUGCUGCUGCGACUGACAACGGUGGAAUACGGCGACGGUGUUUACACCCCCGGGGGCGCAGAUCGUCCGAGCGCUCGCGAGGUGAGCAACGCGGUGGUCGCACAAGAGACCACCGAACCCAACGAUCGGUAUCUCACCGACCUGGUUUGGCUGUGGGGUCAAUUUAUCGAUCACGACUUGAGCCUCACCGAAUCGGCCGACCCGACAGAAUCUUUUUCGGUUGAGGUUCCUCAGGGCGACCCCUGGUUCGACCCGAUGGGUACCGGAACCCAAACGAUCACCUUGUCGCGUUCGAUCUAUGACUCGGAAACCGGCUACUCGACCGACAAUCCGCGACAGCAAAUCAACCAGAUCACCGCUUUCCUCGACGGAUCGAUGGUCUACGGUUCCGAUCAGGAACGGGCCGAUGCCCUGCGAACCUUCUCGGGCGGAAGGCUGAAAACCAGCGAAGGCGAUCUUCUCCCGUUUAACGAAGCGGGGCUCCACAACGCCGGAGGCAAUAGUGCCUCUUUGUUCCUGGCCGGCGACGUGCGUGCGAAUGAAAACGCGGCCCUGACUUCAAUGCAUACGUUGUUCGUCCGCGAGCACAACCGGCUGGCCGACGAACUGGCGGCCGCGCACCCAGAGCUUUCGGACGAGCAGCUCUAUCAACAUGCUCGCGCAAUUGUGAUCGCCGAAAUUCAGGCCAUCACCUACAACGAAUUCCUGCCGGCACUGGCAGGCGAGAAUGCUCUGAGCGAUUACAAGGGCUACGAUCCUACGGUCAACCCUCAGAUCAGCACCCUGUUCUCCACCGCAUCGUAUCGGUUUGGUCACAGCAUGCUCUCCUCUGAGUUACUGCGGCUGAACAACGACGGCACGGUGAUCGACGACGGCAACCUGUCGCUGGCCUCCGCGUUCUUUGCUCCUCAGGAAGUGAUCGAUCACGGCAUCGAUUCGUUGCUGCUGGGGCUCUCGUCGCACCUGGCCAACGAAAUCGAUAACCAGAUCGUUGAUGAUGUCCGCAACUUCCUGUUCGGCCCUCCAGGCGCCGGCGGUUUCGACCUGGCUUCGCUGAACAUCCAGCGGGGACGCGACCACGGGCUGGCCGACUACAACCAGACCCGCAUCGAUUUGGGUCUCGACCCGGUGACUAGCUUCUCGGACAUCACAUCCGAUCCGGUGCUGGCCGCCAAGCUUGAAGCUCUAUACGGCGAUGUGAACAACAUCGAUGUUUGGGUUGGUGCCCUGGCCGAAGACCAUGUGCCUGGUUCGAGCCUGGGUGAGUUGAAUCAGGCCGUGAUUGUCGAUCAGUUCCAGCGGCUUCGCGACGGUGAUCGCUACUGGUACCAGAAUGUGUUCUCCGGAACCACGCUGAAAAACCUGGAAAACACCACGCUGUCGCUCAUCAUCGAGCGGAACACCGACAUCACGGGUCUGCGUGACAACGUGUUCUACGACGAUUCGGUGAUGUACUUCGAGGUGGCCGAUAAACGCUUUGGCGCCAAUAUCGAGGUCGUCUCCGACGGAAACACGAUCGACAUCGUGGACAUGAACACCCGCAGGGUGCUCGAGAGUCGCGCGGUGGACGAAGUUUCCAAGUUGAUGCUUGUGGGUGCCGAGGGCAAAGCGGAUCGUUUUUCGAUCGAUCUUGCCAAGGGUGGUGUAUCUCUGGAAGGCGGCGUUGAAGUUCACGGACGUUCUGGCAGCGAUACGAUGAUCGUGCAUGGCACAUGGAACCCUGACACAAUCUCCGUCGAGGGCGACUCGGUUUGGGUCAACGACGAACAAAUGACCUACACCGACAUUGAAGUCCUACACGUUAAGCCAGGCCGGGGCAUGGACGAUGUUCAAGUGGCCGACGCCACAGACGCGCGGGUAAUGGUCAUCGAUCACGAUCGCGUGGCAGACAACCCGCAACCCCACCCGACGCCUGACAAUCCUUUCCCGGAUAAGCCGUUCCCAGACAACCCCUUCCCGAAGGAUCCUUUCCCGUCCAAUCCAAGUGGUGGGCAGCACUCAUCGGGCUACCAGCUGCCGGGGGUUGCUCUGAUGGGAGAAGCUCUAGGGAUGAAGGCUUCGGCCACCAGUGUCGGAUCGCAGAGUGCCAAGCAAGGUGAUGCGGGGCAAAGCACUGCUGCGGCACAGGUACCGCAGGCGGUCGUGCCUUCGGCCGGCGGUGGUCAACAGGCGGGAGACGCGGCUGCGGGAAUGUUCGCUUCCCAGUCGAUCGUUACUCCGCAGGCCCCGCAAAAAACUCCGCAAGGCAACGCACUGGGACAACCAUCGGCGAACCAAGCGUUGCUCUCGCAGAUGAUGGGCGGUGCACAGCAGAGUUCUGCUGCUCUAUCAGCUCGCGACAUGCUGUUCGCGAAGUUCAUGUUCUAA